This is a messenger RNA of Colletotrichum chrysophilum, 549 nucleotides long. It is a transcript of the gene PCB4, whose product is annotated as putative proteasome subunit beta type-4. Gene Ontology annotation, molecular function: peptidase activity. The record is from RefSeq and is a predicted model, not a curated record. NCBI's taxonomy places the organism in Eukaryota, Fungi, Ascomycota, Sordariomycetes, Glomerellales, Glomerellaceae. The transcript has 3 exons. Gene Ontology annotation, biological process: proteasomal protein catabolic process. Gene Ontology annotation, cellular component: nucleus; cytosol; proteasome core complex. Bases 1 to 549 code for a protein of 182 amino acids.
AUGAGAGGCGCUACCGUCCUCAAGGUCGCCGACGACAAGACGAGACCUCUCAACAAGCACACACUGAUCGCGUACUCUGGCGAGGCGGGUGACACUGUGCAAUUCGCCGACUACAUUCAAGCAAACUCCCAGCUCUACUCGAUGCGUAACGAGACGGACCUCUCACCCUCCGGCCUGGCCAACUUCAUCCGCGGCGAGCUCGCCUCGAGCUUGCGUUCGCGCAAGCCCUACAACGUCAACCUCCUCCUUGGCGGCGUCGACCCCAUCACACAGAAGCCUGCGCUGUACUGGCUGGACUACCUCGCCUCGCUGGCGCCGGUGCCAUAUGCCGCCCACGGCUACGCACAAUACUACUGCCUGUCGAUCCUCGAUAAGCACCACCACCCCGAAAUCACCCUCGGCCAGGGCAUCAAGAUCUUGAACAUGUGCACGGACGAGCUCAAGAGACGGUUACCGAUUGACUUCAAGGGCAUGGUGGUCAAGGCCGUCACCAAGGACGGCAUCGUGGACAUAGAAUUCGACGAUGACAAGGUGGUGAGGGCUCCUUGA